Molecule: messenger RNA, 2191 nt
Organism: Cotesia glomerata
Lineage: Eukaryota; Metazoa; Arthropoda; Insecta; Hymenoptera; Braconidae
Product: 2-acylglycerol O-acyltransferase 2-A-like
Exons: 6
Coding region: 1069-2001 (310 amino acids)
Biological process (GO): triglyceride biosynthetic process
Cellular component (GO): endoplasmic reticulum membrane
Molecular function (GO): diacylglycerol O-acyltransferase activity
Source: RefSeq, a predicted model, not a curated record
UAGAAAUAUUUUAUGUACACAACAAUUAUAAUUAUUAUUUUCACCUAAUCAAUAUUUUACUAUCAAAAAAAUCAAUGUAUGACAUCGGCGGUAAUUGGAAAUUAAGAAUUUAAGAAAAAAAAAACCUUGUUUCCGUAAGCAUACAAUAAAAUUUAAUGGUUCAUUUACUUAUACAAUAAAAGGUAUUUGCAAGAUCAUUAUCCGUCGUCAUACAUAUCUUUAAAGUUACAUCACAAAAUACAACUACAAAUAUUAUGUGUUAUUUACUUACAAAAAAAAAAAAAAACUAAUAUUAAUAAUUUACCAUAACAACAGCAGUUCUACGUUUAAGAUAAUGAUUUUUUUAUAGCACGAAGGAUUCUGGUUAUUAUUAAAUUUAUAAUUUUGUCAUCAGAAUACGACAUAAUAGAAUAAAGUCGGUGAAAAAUAAUUAGUUAUGUCGGUAUUACCUGAUGGAUAAGAUAAAAGUUAUCGUAACGAAGAACUUGGUCUUAAAUACAAAGUUCGUCGGUUGGAAGUCGCUAUUAUUGAAACUAGUAUUGAGGUGUUUAAAAUGGACAAGUGCAUUCAUUAUUUACUUUUUUUUUUUGUUAUUUAAGUUUUUACCGUCAUAUUUAAUAGUACAUCAAUAUGUUCAAUGUUCAAAGAAUGUAGAAUACUGAUAAGUAAUUAUUAAACAGUGCACCGGUAAAUUUGUGCACCCAAACAGAUACGUGUGUAUCAAGUUGCAGCGGAUUAUAUGUUUAAAAUUUUUUAUAUAUUGUAAAUAUGUUAUCAUGUCAGUGGUAUAUUUCGUUGUUAAUAAACGCGUUCUUUUUUAAUUUAAUGAGUUAACGCAAAAAAUUAAAAUACCCAUUAAAAACUUAAACUGUUUUUUAUCUAUGCUUUCAAUAAAAUUUGAUAAAAUUGCAGGUCAUAAGGACGCACAUAAGCAAACUAUGAACACUUAUCGUUAGUUCGAAAACUAAUUUUCUAGUUUCAUAAGGACACAAAUAUCGUUAAAAUUGUAUAAAAAAAAAAUUUUCCAACGAGUUGUGUUAGUUUUGUUAAGAGUUUAAUUAUUAACCAAUGGAAUUAUUUGGAAUUCACUUUGCACCCCUUCGAGUGCCGUUACAAAGAAGACUACAAACACUUGCCGCCGCCGCAUGGAUAUUUGUAUUAGGAUUUGGUGGUGUUAUAGGAUGGCUUACAACUAUUUAUUUUCUUCUUUUUACUACGUGGAUAAGAUAUUUUAUUAUUUUUUAUUUAGUGUGGAUAUAUUAUGAUAAAGAUACUUGUAUCCGAGGUGGGCGUGCAAGACGAUGGACUCAGCCUUUAAAAAAUAGUUUAUGGUGGUAUUAUUACCGUGAUUAUUUUCCAAUAAAACUCCAUAAGACGGUAGAUCUUGAGCCAUCAAAAAAUUAUUUAUUUUGCGCAUACCCUCAUGGAAUUUUAGCGUCAGGCGCUUUUGCAGCAUUUGCAACCAACAUUUUGGACUUUGAAAAACUCUUUCCGGGUCUUGAGUCUAAAAUGCUUACUCUCACUCAGCAUUUUAUGGCACCAUUUUUCAGAGAAUUCGCAUACUGCUGUGGAGCUUGCAGUUCAAGUGCUGAAAGUAUUGAAAAUUUGUUAUCCUAUAAAACAACAAGCCCAGAAGAUUUAAAUAAAGCUGUCAUACUGAUAGUUGGUGGAGCAGCAGAAGCUUUGAAUUGCAAACCAUCUACAUAUCGUAUUAUUUAUAAUAAAAGAAAAGGUUUUAUUAGGAUGGCAUUAAAAACAGGUGCACCAUUGGUACCAGUUUUUUCAUUUGGCGAAACAGAUAUAUACGAUCAGGUUAAUGCUAAAGAAAAUUCAUUUUUACAUAAUUUUCAACAAACAAUGAGGAAUUACACGGGACUUAUUCCAGUAAUUGUUAAAGGUCGAGGAUUAUUUCAAUAUACAUUUGGUAUCGUACCCUAUAGAAGACCAAUCAAUGUUGUUGAAUUAGAUUGGAGCACCUCUAAAUAUCCCAAAAAUUACUGAACCAUCUAAUGAAGAAAUAGACAAGUACCAUGGCCUAUUUAAAGAAAAAUUGUUAGAAUUUUUUGAAACACAAAAAUACAAUUAUUUAAGCAAUCCUAAAGAUAUUAAUUUGAUAUUAGAAUAAAUUAUUUAUCUGUAAAACAACUUGAUUAAAGAUUAAUCGAUUACGAGAUAAAAAAAUUUAUAAACA